UCAUUCAGGGAGCACGCGGGGAAUUUGGGACGCGGCCGCCGCUGUUGUUUCGAUUGACGGGGCUGGCUAUGCGCUGCUAAGGCCGCGUUAGCACGGACCUGCUUAUUAGCUGCGGAUUAGAGGUCGACUUUUUUCUCCCCUAAAGCCGAAUUACAGACCUGCCCUCUCCCACCCCCCCUUCAUCCCCCCUCCCUUUUUUUUUCCUCCGAGAGUGAGCGAUGGCACAGGAGACGAAUCAGACGCAGGUUCCGAUGCUUUGCACCACGGGCUGCGGCUUCUACGGGAAUCCCCGUACCAACGGCAUGUGCUCGGUCUGCUAUAAGGAGCACCUGCAGAGGCAGCAGGCAGGCGGGCGGAGCAGCCCACCAGGUGAUAAAGCUGCCUCGUCUCCAUCAGGGUCUCCCGGAGCUCCCAGUGUAACCGUAGAGACGGAACCUGACCCCGUGUCUGAAGCGCUGCCUCCUUCAGAGGAGAACAGCAGCUCGUCCAGUCCGGUCACCCAGCAGAUGACUGCCAUGAGCAUCUCCCAGGACACCGCAGCCACAGACUCGGACCGAGCCGACGCCGAGGAGGAAGAGGAAGACAAAGCAUCACCCAAAAGCACAGGUCCGGCCACAGAAGCAGCACAGACCUCCUCAGAUGGAGAUCAGACCCCUGACAAGAACAAGAAGAAGAACCGAUGCUUCAGCUGCAAAAAAAAAGUUGGACUCACAGGCUUUGACUGUCGCUGUGGUAACCUGUUCUGCGCCAUCCACCGCUACUCGGACAAACAUGACUGUCCGUACGACUACAGAGGAGCGGCGGCCGCUCAGAUCCGCAAAGAGAACCCCAUCGUGGUGGCAGAGAAGAUCCAGAAGUUAUGAGGACUGAUUUUAAAAAAACGAAUGAACGGACACGUGCUGACCUGCAGGUUUAAUCAGAACAACGACGGCACCGAUCUCUGAUCCGGCUUCUUUUCUCUGCGGGAGGAAGAAGCGCUGCACACCUCGCUCCUGACUCUCUCUCUCUCUCUUAGACUGAUGUAACUGUGUGUGUGUGUGUGUGUGUGUGUGUGUGUGUGGUUGAGAGUCAGGGGGAGCACUCGUGGGUCUGGUGGGCGUUUUUUUUUGGGAUGGAGGGAGGAUCUCUAUAAAAAAGAGAGUGGGAGGUUUAAUGGGUGGAGCUUUCAUCCUUUUAGUCCUUUUAUGAUUUAUUAUAAUUUUUUUUCUUGAAGUGUCAUUGAUUUAUCAGUUUCCAGAGCUUUUCUUCCGAACCUGAGCAAGUUUCAUUCCCUCUUUUUUUCCCCGUUUUUCCAAGCGUAUGAAAGCCUUUUCAGAGGAUCUAUAUUAAUAUAUUGUAGUUAGCUCAUUGUGUGAUUGCAUCCUAUUUAUUAUUAUUAUUAUUUUAGGUUGUUUUUAUAUAUAUAUAUAUAUAUAUAUAUAUAUAUAUAUAAUCUGCUCGAGUUGUCGGAAGAGUGUGUAGCGAGCGGAAAACAAUACUCUUGUCCUUUUUAUAUAAACUUCCGAUUACGUGACGCUGCCGAACCACAGACAGGAGACCGUCCGCCAAACUCUGAGACGAUCUGAGCACGAGCGCCGGAGGAAAGUCGGACAGUAGAUCGGAUCUCAGACGCCGUCGCUAAUUCCUCUUAUCCCGACCACAAAUAUUCCUGACCACCAGCAGACUGAGUGAAUGGUGGACGCAUGGUAAAAAAAAAAAAAAAAAAAAUGUGAACACACCGUGCUUUUGAUGAUGUCACACAGGAAGUCGUCACUGCUUCCAGGGAAGACGGACGAGACCACGCAGACGUCACCAUGCGCCACUUAGCCAAACUGCAGAUUCCUGCUAAUUUAAUAGGUUUAUACGAUACAUCACACCGCACAAUACUGUUCUUAUUUUCCCGAACAUCAUGAUGUGAUAUCGUAAAACCACAAUAUAAAAAUAUCUUCCUUUUUUUUCGGUCAAAUGUGUGUAUAUAUACCACAUGGUUACUUUAUCCUUAUAGUUAUAAUCCAGCGUAGAACGUGAUGAGGCUAGACGAUGUGCAGACGCAGACGAGGGUGAGAUAAUACUUAAUAAACUUCGUGUAUCUUCUCGUAUGUAUGUAUCCAGUGCUGAUCUGCUACUCGUAUCCAAGCAGAGAAAUGAAGGAUGUGUGUGUGUGUGUUAUUUAGUUAAAAGGGCUGAUGUGAGAGGGUGGGGGAAGGAGUGCAGGGCCGGGUCGCAGGGUUUCUACAGUAUUCAUCUUUAAACGUCAGCAUAUAGUUUUGAGGGCCACUCGCCUUCUCUAACCCCCCACACCCCACACCCCAAACGUUGCUCAUCUAAAUCCUAGACAAUUCCCAAAUCCAUUGCUUUGUAGUUUUUUUUUUUUUUUACUUAACAAAGGCACAAAAAACUCUUAUAGGAUGAUUUUGUUUCUAAAUUCUUUAUCUGAAACUGCUCAAGAUCCGUCCACAAGCUUCGAACUCGACACAUGACACAGCUGCCCAUCACUUGAAGGGGGCGGGGUUUUAAACAGCAAGAAACGUGUGAUCGGUGUGUCUGAGUAGGGGGUGGGUGGGGGGGUGUCGAACGUCUUAUUGUCGUUUGUUUAAAUAAAAGAUGGCGUCCAAGCAAAUUCACACAGAAUCAGAACGGCGUGUUUAACAGAAAUCCAAAAUUUAGGAAGUUCAGAAAUCGCUUAAGACUCGUCCAGUUGUUGCGUUUAUAAUAUAGAAAACGUCCAGUGAAGAAAAAGAGGCUGAAAAGAACUAAACCCUCGUGCUUCACCGUGAUGAACGUAGAGCUUUGUUCCAAGGCUGAGGGAGAACUGUUCUGAAGUCUCCAGCAUUCUGUUUUUCUUCUCAUCACUCUUCCAGAUCAUCCACCUCUCACUCCAUCACACAGCUUCCAUCUCUCCUUACCUGCUCACUGGCUAACUUUGGCCUUGUUUUGCUAGCUCCUUCAUGGAGCUGUUCAUGCUCCGGUGUGUUCAGGAGUGUGUGUGUGUGUGAGAUCCUCCAGGAUCAGGUGUAUUUUCUACACGCAGGAUCAGGACUCCAUCUCCAGCAGAACUCGUUUUAAAGGUCUUGGACACUUCCAUACGCCUCCUUUAGUUAUUUAUCAGUCAAUAAAAAAAAAAGAGGAGGAGGAGGGGGUGUGAAUACUUACGCAUGGUGCAUAUCCUAUGAUUAGGUGUGUUUGGGUGGGAUUAGUACUAAUCACAGCAGAUGUGAUCAAGCACAAGCUUCACAGCUGUUCUUAUAGAUCUGGUCAGCUUUAGAGGCUUAAUGUGUUGAGAAAAAAAAUUUAUUAAUAAAAUUCAGGAUUAAUUAAGGAGCUCAUUUGCAUUGAGCCGUAUCCUAGCGACGGCGAUUACACAGACAUCACACAGCGCUAAUAUUCAUGUUUAAAUGAAAAAAUUAACGAAGUGAUUGAACUGAAGGAAAACAUUUAGUUGUUUUUAUUAUUAUUAUUUUUUCUUAAAUAUAUGUCUCUCUCUGAUCAUUAGGAAAAAAAACAAAAACAUCUUUGUGUCACGUGUUUUGCGGAAACGUGCGCUAACCCGUCGAUCUGACCAGAGUGUGUGUGCUGAAUGUAAACGUUGUGAUGUGACGUGCCGCAGGAUACCUCAGAAACGCACGUGACGAACAGAUCCAGCUCUCUUCUAUAUUCAGAAAGAAAGAAACUGAGUGCAGUUUUUACGUUUGUUGAAUUUGUUUACCUGAACCGCCGCCCCCCCCAACCCGGUCGCCCGUGACACACCCUCAAUUAUUUUAUUUUUAUUUUAUUUUUCCAUUUUAGUUUUUUUUUUGAUGUGUAAGAGUAAGUAUAAACACAAUAAAAAAUCAAAGUUUAUUUUAAAA
Messenger RNA from Hemibagrus wyckioides, 3827 nucleotides. RefSeq lists its product as uncharacterized. Bases 219 to 863 code for a protein of 214 amino acids. Lineage: Eukaryota; Metazoa; Chordata; Actinopteri; Siluriformes; Bagridae. The record is from RefSeq and is a predicted model, not a curated record. Gene Ontology annotation, molecular function: zinc ion binding; DNA binding. The transcript is spliced from 6 exons.